Molecule: messenger RNA, 3002 nt
Organism: Larimichthys crocea (large yellow croaker)
Lineage: Eukaryota; Metazoa; Chordata; Actinopteri; Sciaenidae
Gene: shisa4
Product: shisa family member 4
Exons: 5
Coding region: 261-893 (210 amino acids)
Source: RefSeq, a predicted model, not a curated record
CCAGGCGGUCCGUGAACGCACCAUCCCCGUCGUCCCGGUUGAGCGGCGUCACAGCCGCGAUGUGUCAUUUCGACGGAUAAAUUUACCGAUCGACGCAGCGACGAACGCUGCCCCGUCUCCUGCGCUGUCCGCCUGGGCCUGGAUAAUGUCAAAGAGGGGCCGUUAGUGCGCUCAUCCUUGUGUGUUUAUUAAUUCAUUCUCACUCCGAUGUGAACACCUCCUCUGUCAACGUCUCCUCGCUUUGGCUUGUAUUCUGCGGGAUGAGGAUGAUCUCACCAGCGGGCAACAUGUCUCUCAUCGGGCUGACUUUGGCGCUGCUCACCGUCCUCUGCUGCACAUCUCCGGCCAGUGGCAACGAGGACUGUCUGUGGUACGUGGAUAAAAACGGCACCUGGCACAACGGCUUCGACUGCCCUCUCAUCACGUUCUGCUGUGGGAACUGCCACCGGCGCUACUGCUGCCUGGACGCCUUCAAGAUGAUCACAGAGAGGGAGCAGAAACGCUGCAUGCUCUUCCAGUUCAGCCCCACCACUUUAGCUGGCAUUGCCUCCUCCAUCCUCCUGUUUGUGGCCAUCAUUGCAACCAUGGUCUGCUGCUUCAUGUGCUCCUGCUGUUACCUCUACCAGAGAAGGCAGCAGAGAGGGAGGACACCUUAUGAUGUCCAGCAGAUCCCAAUGGCCAACUACCCAGUGGAGCCCAUGUAUGACGCUUACGGAAAACCACUGGGACCCUCUGAGUAUCCACAUGCAGGUUAUCCAAUGGCGCCCCAGUACCCCGGCAUGCCACCACAGUACCCUGUGAUGCAUCCUGGACCCUAUCCACCACACCUGAUGGAUCCUGCAUACAGCCAGGCCCCUCCACCUUACUCUCCACCUCAGUAUCCUGGUCAUUGAUGGGCUCGCCUACAAACACACACACACACACACACACACACACACACACACACACACACACACACACACACACACACAGUGGGGAAACACCAGCAACUGAGAGAAAUGACUGUUUUAAACGGAGAAGGCAGCAACACUCUCACACACUCAAACACACACUCAAUAAACAGAGCUUGACUAGCAGUGGUUUGCCUGUGAAAGAAAACAGGAGGCACUUUAAGGGUUUUCUUUUUGUUUGUUUGUUUAUUUACAACAUUGUCCUACUUUUUCUGGAGCUUUUACGUAAGUCAAAUUGUGUUCUGCAACCUGACGCCCGAUUGAGGGCAUCACACCAUCCCCAAAGUGAGGAGGUAUCCGGCUGGCGUCUUGCUCUGACAGACUCACCUAAAAACAGGGCGCUCUCUCAUCGUUUACUAAAGGGAAAAAUGCUUUACUUCCUCACUUUUGUUAAAUUUGAAUAAAUUAAUAACAUUCCAGGUCAUCUCGGUCAUUGAUCAACAUUCUCAAAAUAUGAUUACAUGAUGUCUUUAUCUAUAUUUGAUAGGGUUAGUUCUUUUUCUUAAUGUGGUAGAGGCUCAAGUGAAAAACAAAUUGCAUGUUUGAUUAAAAAGGUGACAUGUAUGGCUCAAAGGUUCAAGAUGUGGUCUUAAAUUUGCUCAGAUGGCCUAAAGGAUUCCACGGUUUGAACUUUGUCUCCUCUUUAUUUGUAUCUGACUCGACUAAUUUACUUCAUGGUAGUAUAUUAGCUGCACCAUUGUAAUGUAACAUGUCAACAUCAGCAUGCUACCCCAGUCGAAGUUAUCUGUCCUCCUCUCAAAGUUCUUUUCUGGUUUUAAAUGAAUUAGAGUCUUUAUAUUAAUCCCAUAAUGCCAUGUAGGAUGUUUAUACAGUGAGAUUCACGUUAAUUGUUUAUUUUUCUUGUAACAUAUCAGGUCAGGGGAGUUGCAGGUCAUGCUGCUCGUUUAAAAUAAAAUGUCCCGCCUUACAAUAAUUAAUGAUGGGGGGAAAAAAAGAGAUUAACUAUUUAAAUACAUAUUUUGUAAAUCUGUUCUUGGGCUGAAUAUUUUCUGAUAUUGUAACAAGUUGUUUUAAACACUCUCUAUUGUUAUUGUAACAUAAGAUUUAGCGUUUUGGCAUCUUUCCAUUAGGUAUUUAUUAUUAUAAUUAUUCUUAAGGUUACCUUUUACUGUGAAUGGGUUCUCACCUUCUGGACAAGCUGCAAAGCCAAAAAUCAUACUGUUGAAAAAAAAAAAGUUUUUUUUUUAAACCAAUAGUUUGAAAAUGAGGGAAAUAGGUUCAUUUGCUGCCUUGCCUCGAGUUUAGAUGAGAAUAUCGAUACCACACAUGUCUGUGAGUGGUAUCAUUUCCUGUAAACAUCAAGAAAAGCAGCAGAUAACCAGUGCUUGGUGUUUAUCCUAAAAUGUCAAACUGUUCCUUUGAAGUUGCACUUACAGAUUUGGGCUCCAGUGAGGUCAGGGCCUGUAACCUGUAAUUCAUUUGUAACGUGCACCUUGGAUAAUGUACGAACUGUAUAACAUGAUGUCUCAAACAUGUGUUGUACAGUUAGCUGUCUGACUACUAAUAGGUGAUACUUUAAUUAUCUUUAUUCAGGGGUAAUUUAUCUUAAACUUUAAGUCAGAUGAGAUGCAUAUUAAUUAAAAAAAAAAGCACUCUUAUGCUGAUCAGAGAAGCCUGGGCAAACUUUAUUUUGAGACUCACUGCUGUAUCUUGUCUAAUUGCUGCACCAUGCAUUGAAUCAAGACAAGACUUAUUACCACUAGUUUACAGCAUAAAUUGUUUCCUCCGAUGGCGACGUCCAUGUGUACAGAUUUGUUGAGCCUUUGUAAAGCACAAAGAGAACACUUGACUUUUCUUUGUAAGAUGCUCUCACGUGUAGUUUGACAUAACGUUUGCUCAAUGAUGUUUCCGUUUAUUUGUGCUUCUAAACCAACUCCAUGAGUGUGUUAAAUGAAACUGACGUCAGUGGGCAAAAUAACUUGUCUAGGUGGCUUUUUGUCUGUUGUCAUAUGGAUGACAUUGUAAUAUAAAGUGUGUGAAAAGUUUUUAUUUCUAUUAACAUAAAAUUUAACUUUGGAAUGUAAAAUACAA